Molecule: messenger RNA, 3838 nt
Organism: Pararge aegeria (speckled wood butterfly)
Lineage: Eukaryota; Metazoa; Arthropoda; Insecta; Lepidoptera; Nymphalidae
Gene: Hr39
Product: nuclear hormone receptor FTZ-F1 beta
Exons: 17
Coding region: 668-2935 (755 amino acids)
Biological process (GO): regulation of transcription by RNA polymerase II; tissue development; hormone-mediated signaling pathway
Cellular component (GO): RNA polymerase II transcription regulator complex
Molecular function (GO): RNA polymerase II cis-regulatory region sequence-specific DNA binding; zinc ion binding; nuclear receptor activity
Source: RefSeq, a predicted model, not a curated record
AUCGUGUUGUUACUAUUCGCGCAAACCCUUGUGUUCAAUGUUUUUUCAUUUUAAAGUAUAUCUUGUGUGAAUAGACGUUUUAUUUUGCAAUAGAAGUGUUUUCUUAUUCGAACGUGAACAGAGUGUGUUUUGGAAAGUUACAAAAAAUAUACAUUUGCGCAAUUGUGCGAGAGCGAGUAGCGCCUCGAUGUCAAUAAACUUGUCGGUGAUAUUUUAUGGGAAAGGUGUGCCGCGUUGAUACCUGUUCGCGGCGGCAGGGUGCAUGAGAUCAGGAUGUCGGCGGGUGCGAUGGUGUCGUAGCUAGGAACGAGAUUAACAAGAUGCUGGUUUCAUCGUGUAUAUUUCGACACUCGCAGUCAAGUUUAAAACGAGCACUACGUUUCGACAUCGACGGACCAAGACUAUGCGUAUAUCCAAUACCGCAUGGCGACAUCUCAAGAGUAAUUCCCUCAGAUGCCUUAAAUACGACCAGCGAUGCAAGAUGAUUAAAUAAUAGAGAUAUUUUUGUAGAAAGAAAACAAACUAUGAGGAAGAGAUAGAAUAUUUUCAUCGAAUAUUUUUGGAGAUUUUUUUAUCGUAGAGACUACUUGUAAUGCUUGGUGCUUCAAAGUGUAGUGUGGUGAAAUAGAACUAUCGAUAGAUUGAUGCUUAUACUGUGAUUGGCGUUAUGAUGUCGACGAGCGAGGGUGAGGCUGUGAAAGUGGAGGGGGGGCAUGUCUCCGUCACAACCAUUAGUAUGUCGGGUCCAGAGACCAGCAAUGGUCGUUUCUCGUACAGUUCUAGCGGCGUACGCAUCAGUGUGUCUUCCGAGCCACACGAUGAAGACUCCACGGAUGCCGAAAUCUCGAAAAUCGACUUCACACAGCACCAAUAUGAGGUAAACAUGCGAAACAAAAAGAAGCGAUCGUCCAGCGGGCAGUACGACCAGGCUGUCGAGCAGGAGAGGCCGAUGUCUUGGGAGGGCGAGCUGUCAGACUCCGAGAUGGUCAUCGAUACCAGUGUAAACAACGAUGAGAACAGCAGCUCCCUCGAUCUGCAAUCGUCGCGCGAUUCCAUAGACACACUGCGUAAUGUGACCAUAAAGACGGAACCUCUCAAAACCGAAGCCUUCCAGAGUUUGGACGACCAGCGUGUUCUAGAUCUAAAAUACACUGUACCAUUGCAGUCGCACCAACGGAGUCUUAGUAUGAACAGGAUAUCAGUGCUAGCAGACAACGCAUCGCUGACUCUGGCUAGGCGGCCAUCUUCUCCCAUGAGCAGUGCCAAAUCAGCCCACUCCGACCAAUAUGAAUCGCCCCUAGCGCAUAACCCGAAUAUCGAAGUUCAGAACUUGACCAUCAAGAAAGAGACGCUUUCUGAGCUGAAGUGUGAACCAUCGAUGAGCAUGGACAAGUUACUGGGGCUGCACGGAUCACCUUUGCUUGGCCGCCUGCCGAGAGUACAGUCCAGUGCCAGCACCGACUCUGCCGUACAUUCUAUGUACACGCAUAGCGUAUACAGCAGUCCAUCAGCCAGCCCUCGACCGUCGAGGCAUUAUACGCCGUCUCUUUCUCGCAACAACAGCGACGCUUCUCACUCAUCGUGCUAUUCCUACAGCUCGGAGUUCUCGCCUACACAUUCACCAGUACAGAGUCGACAUCCACACGUAGUAUACCGAGAAGCAACCGUGUUCCCGGCGUCACCCGCACACGAUGAGGACACUGAUACGACCGACGAUCGACUCCAUCAUCACCAGGGCAUCAGUAGGCAGCAACUGAUCAACAGCCCUUGUCCAAUCUGCGGUGACAAGAUCAGCGGUUUCCACUACGGUAUAUUCUCUUGCGAGUCUUGCAAAGGUUUCUUCAAGCGGACAGUUCAGAAUCGCAAGAACUACAUGUGUCUAAGAGGAGGAAAUUGCCCAGUAACUGUUGCUACUCGCAAAAAGUGCCCCGCUUGUCGGUUCGACAAGUGUUUGGGUUGCGGAAUGAAGCUCGAAGCGAUAAGGGAAGACAGAACUCGCGGAGGUCGCUCGACGUAUCAGUGUUCAUAUACACUGUCUGGUGCCGCGUCUACAGGUUCGUUGCUCUCUGCGCAUGCGCCAACCACGCUCCGGCACGCAUCCAGCCUCACUUGCGUAAAUGGCCCUGGGUCGUAUAGCAGUCGAGGAGAAUCAAGUAACAGCCGACUCACGCCUGACAUACCCCCAUUAUUGCAGGAAAUAAUGGAUGUGGAACAUUUAUGGCAAUACAACGAGUCAGAGCUGAGCCGCAUGAGCAAGUCCACCGGCAGUCCGUCCGCGAACCCCCUACUGGCCGCCAGCGGGAUUACUGCACAGAACUCCAGUGCGGACUUCCUUGCGGACCUGUGCAACAUCGCGGACCAUCGGCUGUACAAAAUAGUCAAGUGGUGCAAGAGUCUGCCCCUUUUCAAGAAUAUUUCGAUCGACGACCAGAUCUGUUUGCUGAUCAACAGCUGGUGUGAAUUGCUGGUGCUUUCCUGCUGCUACCGCGGGGUCAGCACUCCGGGAGAAGUUCGUGUUGGGGGAGGCCGGGGAAUCACCCUUCAUCAAAGUGCCAAAUAUGGUCUGACGCCUUGUAUAGAACGAAUGCUCAGCUUCACCGACCAUUUGAGGAGGCUACGAGUCGACCGAUACGAAUAUGUUGCGCUCAAGGUCAUUGUCCUUCUCACUUCAGAUGCUCCCGAACUUCGAGAAGCGGAGAAGGUACGAGCUUCGCAAGAAAAAGCGCUUGCAGCGCUGCAAGCGUAUACCGCAGCUCACUCGCCAGAUACGCCGGCUAAGUUUGGGGAACUUUUGCUGCGUAUCCCCGAGCUGCAACGAACUUGCCAGUUCUUCAUGCAAGUCGGCAAGGAAAUGCUCAACCCCGCCAACAAGGGCAAGGACGGUGAAGGUCCCAGUUUCAACCUCUUGAUGGAGCUCUUGAGGGGCGACCACUAACCUGCAGUCUGAUAAAGUCGAAACUAUUGCUCAAGAACGUACGAGACUAAACUGUAAAAUAUACUUAAGCCUGUAUAAUGACAUUACGUAUUACCUAAUGUGACUGUAAACCAGCGAAUGGAAAACACGCUCACAACAAUUACAAGGAAAUAUAUGAACGGCGUAACUCUAGAGGCAGGAAAACUUGCCUGGGUGGCAUUAUAAGGGUUGGCAAAGUGCACGCAAUUUAGAAAAGAUUUGCACGCUCGCAACCUAAAAAACUAAAUUCAUGUCAACAGUGCAAAAUCAAUUUAAUGCGCAUUGUAUUAAAGCUCAAAUUUGCCUACAUUUCUUCAGCACUGUCUUUUGACACAACGUUUGCAAAAUAAAAUCAGAAGUAGAUAAAUUGCGACUGUAAAAAGAGUGUCAUUAGGUGCAUUUUAUUUUGAGAGUGUAGAGUUUGAUAUGCGAAAUCUUGUAUUAAGGUUUGAUAGACGUAUAACGCGCCCUUACUUAUUUUUAACUGUAACUAUUCUGUCGUUACGCUACAUUUAAUGAGGAGGCGAGAGUUUAGCUGUUUAAAUAUAUUUCAUUGUGAUGCAUGAUCAAGAAAGUUUGCUAGCUAGAAUGUGUAAUUAAAAAAAUGUAGUUAGUUUACGAAAAUGGAACAAUAAAAAUUGACUGCCUGUGUGAUAUUACGAUAUUGCCUUGUAAAAUCUAAGUCCCAAGUGAGUCGGCCUUUAAUAAAAGACUGCUUUCAUGAACAUGUUAUGUAAUAAUAUAGUCAUGCGUACUUACGGAUGUAAGUACCUAUUUUUAGUCUUCGACCUUUCAACCUAUGGAAAAGAAGCUGUGUCGAAAUCGGUGUAAACUGCAGUUAAGAUAAAAAGAAAAAAAAAAGUCUUUAACUCCAGAUCAUUAUGA